AUGAGCGUCUCGUCGACACCUGUGACGUUGACACCUCACGCUGCUUGUGAUUUUUUAAAUAAUCUUCUGUCUUUUAUAAUUUUAAAAAGUUUUUUGUUUUAGCAACAGAAAGUGGCAGCGAGAAAGUUCGCAAAAAGGUCAGGGAUGUCAAUGAAACUGACAGGAAAUGGAAAGAAAUCAAAAAGUCUUCCACUGAUUCAAUUAAAAAUAAUUAUUUUUCUCAGAUUAUUAGCGGACAGGGAAUCGAAAGCAUUGCAACGAGCCGAGCUGAGGGUCAAACUAACAGUAGCCGUGGAACGACUCAGCAAAAGCGUUACAGUAAGAGUUUUCGUUAAAUCGUAAACCGCUACUCCCUGACGUCACUUUAUGACAUCAUUCGGGACACAGGAAAUAUAGUGUAUUCAGAUUUUGAAUGUCAAGUCGUCGCUCAAGCUCCGCCCCUAAUGGCGCGAUAAACCAAUCAGAGAGCGAGCCAUCCACAGAGUGUUUUUUUGAAUGACGUCAUUACACUUGACAUUAAAAAUCUGAACAGACUAUAAGCGUAGUCGAAAUAUUUGGCUAUAUAUUUAUUUUAUUUACGUGAAAAAAAUUAAAGAAUGAAAAAGAGCCUGAAUUGCGCCUUUGCAUAAAAAAACUGCGCCCGGAUUGCGUUUGUUAACGUUUUGAAUUUUGCGCCCCCAGUUGAAAAAUUAUAAAAAAACCUUUCAAAAGUUUCUAGAAAAAUAGGAGAAUAAAAAAAGUUUCCAAUCAUAUUGGGAUUUUUUUAGAUGUGAUAUCUUUCUGUUUCUCAUGUGACUGAAAAAAAUUUUUUUCACGUCGAAUCUAAUUUUAUAAAUUUAAAAACGUGAAAAAAACAAAUCAAAAAAAUAUGGCCAACAGGCGUUGAAACCACUGAAAAUAUAUAGCCUAUGCAGUUUUUUUUUUGCCUAUCGCCACUAAGAAUAACUGCCGAGAUAAACACGAGACACUGGCGGUACAUUGACGAGCUCGCAAACAUCUCGCUUUUUUUCUCGCGCCGGUCUCGCAUUUUUCUGGGCGCGAGCUCGCAUUUUUCUAGGCGCGAGCUCGCAUUUCUCUCGCAAUUUGAAAAUUUUCGAAAUGCGAGAUAAAUGCGAGAUGGCGCCAAGAAAAACGCGAACUCGCGCAGAGAGAAAUGCGAGAGCGCGCCUAGAAAAAAGCGAGAUGUUUGCGAGCUCGUCAAUGUACCGCCACCGACCUCGCGUUUAUCUCGUCAGUUAUUCUUAGUGGCCAAGUCAAAAAAAUGACGUCAUUUCGGGGAGUAACGGUUUGCGAUUUAACGCAAAGUUUAAAAUAAGUGUGGGAAUAAAAUAAUUAGACUUUUAAUUUUGAGCGUACAAAUGGCAUGGUGACGGAUCCGUUCCAGCACCUGUCCCAACGCCUGGCAGCCAUAACCUCCCGGCUCGAUGGGUUCCAAAUCACAAACCAAAAAGUUCGCAUUGCAAUUUCAAAAAACGAGAUACACUUUUUUUCAGUUUCAUUCUUUAAUUCGUGAAAAAAUGAUCGAAGUUGACGAUCAUCAGACGGAGGCAAGCCGAGACAUUGAGGAAAUGAAAAGAAGUGUUCGGAGAGCCUUGAAAAACGCUUUACGGCUAAAUGUUAGUACUAAAAUGGAAGGUCAUUUUGUGGGAAGUUCUUGAAAACUGGUCAGGAUGCUUUUUGAUGUAUCUGAAACAGAUCCUGGAAUUUUUAGCCUGAACAACUUUCGAGGAAGUCCAAAAAAACGUCGAAAAGAACUCUAAAAAUAAGCCCUUUUGGGGCUUGGAGGUCUUAUUUCUCAAAAAAAUGGAAGUCGUGCAGGUUGAAUCUUCCGUGAUGCUUUUCUGGUACGACAAGGAGUAUUUUGGCCAAUAUUCAAGAAAAUCCCAAAAAAUUCACGGAAUCAAAGAGUAUUCAAUCAUUGGAAUCAUAUGGAUAGAAACAUAGUAUUUGAGUAUGAAAAAAAUAAGUUCAGAUCUAAACUUGAGAAAUGGUUUGAAAACAACAUUACAGAACUAAACACUCUUGAUCCAACAAAAAAAUAUGAAAGCUACAUAAUCGACAUUUAAAAGAAUAACUUCAAGGUUAUUCCAAUUUACUCAAGUGGGGGGUUAACACGACCGCGAGUCCUCUUCCCUCCAUCACCACAAGUUCCGACACAUAUGUUCCCAAAUUCUCCCUACAUCUAUUUCGUGAAAUUUAGUACUUGUGUGUGAGAAAUAAAACAUUUUGAUGAUGAAUUCCUAAUGGGGUGAGGGAAGGUGAGCGAGGCGUCAAUUUUCUAAAUUUACAAAAAAAAAGUAAGUGCGCGCUUUGGAUGAAAGGACUGUGACGUCACAGCUACCUAUCGUUGCAAAUUAAUUUGAGUAUUCAACGGCAUGAAAAAUACAUUUGGCUGCGUACUUGAGAUUUCAAAUUUCGCGCCAAAAUUUUUUUUGACGUCUCCCCACCCCGUUUGGGAACGCCGUGAACUUUCAGGAUCCUUUUCUCGUACAACAGAGAGUAUUUCGGCCAAUUUUCGAGAAAAUCCCAUACGCAAAUUGAAAAAACAACACAGGCUAUUAUUUUUUCAGUGGUUUCAACGCCUGAUGGCGAAAAUCUGGUCGACGAUUUACUGGCUCGUUUCUCUGGUUUCCCCAAGCCAAACAUUUUUCAAGCUUAAACGUAAAUAAUUGGAUUAUUAAAAAAAAUAUUUAAUUAAGCAUUUUUUUUUUCAGAGGGAGUAAAUGUAUCCAAUAGCUCCACUAAGACUUUGAGAACGACGCCCAAGUAAGUUCCCGGCUUGGAAGUUAUUUUUUUCCUAAUUUUUAUUAUUCUGGCUUUUCAUCGAGGUUUUUCCAUUCAGAAAUUCCUCAACCAACUCGAGCCAGUUGCUCUCCGUCAAACCUGUGCCAGAAGGAAGUCUUCUUGAACGGAAGACUUCGCCAGUUGCAAUCGUUUCUCCCAUCUCGGUUAACGAAAAAACUGAGCCGCCACGGGCAACGGUUAGUUUAAUAGUUGAAAAACCGCGCAAAAAUCAAAACUAUUCAUUAUUACAAUGAAUAACCGAUUUAAAGGAACAUCAACAGAAGCAGCAAAAGAAGAAAGGCGGAAGGAGCGCAUCGAACAAACGAAGAAUCAAGCUGCGGGUUGUUCCUCCAAAAAUUUUACGAUGAUAAAUCAAAAUUUCAGAUAGAGUGA
Messenger RNA from Caenorhabditis auriculariae, 3177 nucleotides. NCBI's taxonomy places the organism in Eukaryota, Metazoa, Nematoda, Chromadorea, Rhabditida, Rhabditidae. The record is from the annotation of a GenBank genome assembly.